GCGUUGUUUCCACCGGGCCGAGGAAGACCCUCUUCGGCGGGUCUGCUGGAAGGAGCGGCGCGAGCUCCUCCUUACGCCGGGGCCACCGCCCUGCCAAAGAUGCCUGCGAAAAUUCCGCCGGCGUUGUUGUGCUGGGCGGAGGAGCCGCUGGGUUGCUGGCUGCCAUGACAGCAGGCCGGCGGGGGCGGCCGGUGACGGUUCUGGAGAAGAACCGGGAGCUCGGCAAGAAAAUCCGGAUCAGCGGAGGUGGCCGCUGCAACUUUACAAACAUCUCGGAUGCCCUCCGCCAUGCCUACCACUCCUCCACGCCGUCUUCCUCCAGCCGAGCGCCGGCAGAGGAUGCGGAGACCGGGACUCCUGGCAACUUCUUCCAAAAGGCUUUUCAGAAGUAUCCGCCGGAGAAGUUUAUCGCCCUCGUGGAGUCUCAUGGAAUCAAGUACCACGAGAAGAAGUUGGGCCAGCUGUUUUGCAAUCGGUCUGCGAACUCCAUCGUGGACAUGCUGCAGGAGGAAUGCCUGGCGGCGGGCGUGCGCCUUGUGACCGAGGCGGAGGUUACCUCCCUGCAAACUUCGUCGGGUGCGGAGCGCUUCCGCGUCCUCUACCGGACGCCCAGAGAAAAGGUGCCGAUUGAGGCGGAAGUGGCAGCCGAGGCAGUGAUCGUGGCGUCUGGUGGCCUGAGCUUUGCGCGGACGUGCGGUUCCACCGACCUGGCCCACGUGGUGGCCGAGGACAUGGGAUUGGAGGUUACUGGUGUUCGUCCGGGCCUGGUGCCGCUGGUCGUUGGCACGGAGUGGACAAGGAGCCUGACCGGCGUGUCCAUGGAGGUUCGCGCGUCAAUCGGCGACAUGUCUUUCGUUGAAAGAAUCCUCUUCACGCACCGGGGUGUCAGCGGGCCAGCAGUGUUGCAAGCCUCCUCCUUCUGGGGCGAAGGGGCUUUCGGUGAGGGCGAGCCCCUGGUUCUCGAUCUUCUUCCGGCGAUGGAGGAGGACGCGGCACUGAGUUGGCUCUCCCGGAAGGCCACAGGGGACUCUGCGCGCAGGAGGCGACAGGUGCCCGCAUGCGAGGAGCUCGCCAAGCGGCUUCCCCGGCGCUUUGCGGAGGGCUUCUGGAGCCACGAGGUGGGCCCACGGCUGAAGAUCAGACCGCAGGCCGCGCUGAAGGACCUCCGCCCCGAGCAGCUGCGCAGUUUGGUGCAGCUGCUAAAGCAUUGGGAGGUGCCAGUCGCGGGAACUGAAGGCUACCUGAAGGCAGAGGUGACCUGUGGAGGCGUCUCCACGGACGAGCUCUCGGACGAGACCAUGGAGUGCAAGAAGCACCCGGGCCUCUACUUUAUUGGUGAGGCAGUCGACGUCACCGGCUGGCUCGGGG
Messenger RNA from Symbiodinium sp. CCMP2592, 1368 nucleotides. NCBI's taxonomy places the organism in Eukaryota, Dinophyceae, Suessiales, Symbiodiniaceae. The record is from the annotation of a GenBank genome assembly.